Messenger RNA from Dovyalis caffra, 972 nucleotides. The record is from the annotation of a GenBank genome assembly. Lineage: Eukaryota; Viridiplantae; Streptophyta; Magnoliopsida; Malpighiales; Salicaceae.
AUGGCUUACCACAAAGUUCUCGCAGCAGUUUUCUUUGUGUUAAUAGGAUUAUUAGGGAUAUGCUCUGCCAAAAGAUCCCUCCUUACUCUUGAAGCACAUAUUUCUUCAGGCGGCUACGGUGGUGGCCAUGAUGCUGUUGCUGGUGUUGGUAUUGGUGUAAAUGGAGGGUAUGGUGGUGGAGGUGGCUCAGGUGGUGGCGGUGGUUCUGGCUCUGCAUCUACAGAAGAGAAUGGGGAAGUGGCCAAUGGCCAUGGAGGUGGUGCAGGGGGUGGAGAAGGUGGUGGUGCUGGCUACGGCGGUGCUACUGGACAUGGUGGUGGUGGUGGAGGUGGCAAUGGCGGUGGUGCUGGUGCUGGAGGAGCUGGAUAUGGAAGUGGUAGUGGAGAAGGUGGUGGUGGUGGAUACGGAAGUGGUGGUGGAGGGAAAGGAGCAAGCGGUGGCGGCGGUGGUGGUGGUGGAGUUGGAGGCGGAGGAGGAGGAGGGUCUGGUGCUAGUGGUGCUGGACAUGGAGGGGGUGAAGGAGCUGGCUAUGGUGGAGGCUAUGGAGAAGGAAAUGGAGGAGGUGGUGGUGGCGGCGGCGGUAGUGGUGGGGGAGGUGGAGGAGGUUCUGGUGCUGGAGGUGCCCAUGGAGGCGGAUAUGGUAGUGGUGGUGGAGAAGGAGCUGGAACUGGUCAUGGAGGCGGAGCAGGUGGGUCUGGUGGUGGGGGUGGUGGUGGCGGCAGCGGCGGUGGUGGGGGUGGUGGCGGUUCUGGUGCUGGAGGUGCCAAUGGUGGUGGAUAUGGUAGUGGUGGAGGAGAAGGAGCGGGUCAUGGAGGUGGAACAGGUGGCCCUGGUGGUGGUGGAGGCGGAGGUGGCGGAUCUGGUGGUGGCGGUGGAGGUGGCUAUGGCUCCGUAGGUGAACAUGGUUCUGGGUAUGGUGCAGGUGUUGGGAGUGGUGAGGGUGGCGGUCAUGGUGGUGGCUAUGCUCCUUAG